Messenger RNA from Galleria mellonella (greater wax moth), 1181 nucleotides. RefSeq lists its product as uncharacterized. The record is from RefSeq and is a predicted model, not a curated record. Bases 385 to 684 code for a protein of 99 amino acids. The transcript is spliced from 3 exons. Lineage: Eukaryota; Metazoa; Arthropoda; Insecta; Lepidoptera; Pyralidae.
ACGUCUGCGAUCCACCAAUUCGAAAUUGAUAAAAAAAAAUCAUUAGAUUUUUCAACGUGACACGAAAUAGAAUGAAUCGUCUAUAGCUCUCCUCGUCACACGUUCGUUAUCGUUGUUUCAUCAUCGAGCCAUACGGUAACGGAACUUAAAUUUUAUAUUGUCACUUGUUUGACACGCGAGACGAAGGUGUGAGAUAAGCUAUAUGAUAUCCCAAUACUCGAAGUCAUAUCCGAACAGUUGUGGCCUGGCACAGAGCGAGGCAACUGUUUAGUUUUCAAUAUAAAAAUAAAUAACGAAAAUAUAAUUUAUAUCGUUUAAGAAAGUCGACAUUAUUCUCGUUAUUGUCGUUACUCUUUUUAGUGUUUUUGGAAGUGCUGUGUGGAAAUGCUUGGUGUUUCCGUUAUCAUGAAACCAUCAAUAGCGUGUAUAUUGCUAUUCCUCUGCAUAGCUGUUAUAAUUCGGGAAUCGAACGCGCGACCGCCCUGGUUAGCGCCCGGUAGCGGCGUGUUCACUGAAUCAGCAGAAUGUCACACAGAUGACGAGCUCCUAGAUCUCUGUCAAAGGUGCGCCAAGCUCACAAAAUCAAAACAGGCGUUCCCAGCGUGCUGUUCGACCGACUUGCAAGCAAGGAAAUGGUGUUCCGACUACGUUUACUUUGGCAGAGGCCAGUACGAUUUCUACUGAGUCUGUGGUUUCGAAAUAGUCACUAAACAUAUAACAAUUUAGAUUUUUUACGUAUCUAGAAUUUAAUGAGCGUGUAUUAUUAAAAAAGUUGAUAUAAAAAGUCCAAAAUCAAUCUGCAGAGGUUUGAGUAAAAUCACAGGUGAAUUCUCGAAAGCAAAGUGACGUGAGAUUUCAAACCGGUUAAAUUUGUAAUGUUAAGUAUGUUUCAAAGAUUGUAAUAGUUUACGACGGCCAUAUUUAUUUUAUACAGUCACUAUGUAGCCUGUAGUAUUUAUCGAAAUCCGUCAAGGUGUAUAAUCUAUAUAUAUUUUUUCAACUUUUUUUUGUGCUUCAGAAAUUGAGAUAUACAUUCGAAAAUAUUAUACAUCUUUUUUCAUCAGUUGCGUAACAAUAUGUAUUUUUUAAAUGUAUGUUUAAUUUAAUACUAAUGAUUUUUUUUACAAACAUCAAUUCUAGUAUAAAGUCGUAUUUUUCGAAGCAAUCUAAUUGAUUUAAAU